CUUCACUCUGCAACUGCAAGCCUAAGAAAGUGGAGGCAUUUCUGCCGAUCAGCCAGCAGCUCCGAUCCUCUGAUCAUGGAGGCAUUUCUGCCCUGCUUCGGUGUCGAGAUCAGGAGCAAGCGCGGCAUCGUCGACGGCGGGAGCCGCCACCACCAGGUGGCGCUCGACGAGAGGACGGUGCGCGAGUUCAAGGAGUGGAUCCGGCGGUUCGACACCGACGGCGACGGCCGGAUCAGCCGCGACGAGCUGCGCAACGCCCUGCGCGCCGUGGGCGCGCGGAACAGGUGGCUCAAGUGCAAGCUCGGGAUGAUCCACGCCGACGCGGACGGCGACGGCUACAUCGACGACGGCGAGAUGGACAGGCUCAUCGAGUACUGGGGGAGACGCCUCGGCCUUGGUAUCCGCGUCUUCUAGGCAUCUGGAUCGACUGCACAUAUGUCAUCUGACUCUCUUCCAUUUCUCUGGCCGGACCAUGUACAAUAGUAGGAUAUAAACCAGUUAUAAAUAUAUUUUAAAGAGAUAAAAGAUGAAAGAGAGCCAGCUGCAGUAUGAGCUUCAAAAUACAACGUGUAAACAUGUAUUAAUGUUUUAUAAAUAAUUAUUAUAUGAAUUAGUUAUUAAAUUGACUAUAUAUGAAUUGAAGUUGUAGUUAGCUAUACUAUUGAACUUGAUCUCUGAAGUGCGGCUAUAUGCAUACUGUAUAUAUCCUUGGAUAUGUCUCAUCAGUCCAUGGCCUACGUUGCUCUGGGACUUGGUAUGGGUGUACAGCCGUAUGGUGUACGGGUAACGGGUGUAGUAUAUGUUUUUUCUUUUUCUUUUUUCCUUUUUGAAGCCACGGGUGUAAUAUAUGUUGUGUGCCUUACGAAAAAAGUUAACCAAAAAAAAAUGGCUG
This is a messenger RNA of Oryza brachyantha (malo sina), 892 nucleotides long. Its product is annotated as polcalcin Cyn d 7-like. The record is from RefSeq and is a predicted model, not a curated record. Gene Ontology annotation, molecular function: calcium ion binding. The transcript has a single exon. NCBI's taxonomy places the organism in Eukaryota, Viridiplantae, Streptophyta, Magnoliopsida, Poales, Poaceae. The coding region runs from base 76 to 414 and encodes 112 amino acids.